UACUGUAGAGCAGUGAAACAUGCUAUUUGUCUUAGUUAUGUUGAAGCCAAAACCAUAAGAGACGAGAACAGCAGUUCUGUGAUUAAACAUUAACAGAGAACCUUGAACAGCUGAAGAUACCAGAGGAACCAGCAAUGGCUAUGUGUGCUUCUCCAUUUGGAGUCCAGUCUAUCUCCGAAUUCAGGAUUGUGCUGCUGGGGAACAGAGGAGCUGGAAAAACAUCUCUAGCAAACACAAUCCUGUCUAGACCGACUACAUCUCCCAAGAGAACCGCUCAGUGUGUGAAAAUCCAUGGAGUCGCAGCUGGAAGGCUGGUCACUGUGGUGGACACCCCAGGCUGGUGGAAGAACUUCCUUGCUAAUGAGACUCCCGAGUUUCAGAAACAGGAGCUGCUGCUUAGUGCAGCUCAUUGUCCACCAGGACCCCACAUUGUUCUCCUUGUCAUACGCGUGGACACAUUAUACAAGGAGAAACACAGAAGAUCUGCGCAGGAGCACUUGGAGCUUCUCAGGAAGGACGUCUGGAGGCACACCAUAGUCGUAUUCACCUAUAAUGAUCAUCUACAGGAUCAAACGGUCGAAAAGUUCAUUGGAUGUGAAGGGGAGACUUUUCUGCAGUGGCUUGUUGACAAAUGUGGGGACAGGUACCACAUUCUCAACAUUGAAAGCUACAAUAGGUCUCAGGUCAAAGAGCUGAUGGAGAAGAUUGAGGAGGUGGUGGCGAUAAAUGGUGGCUGUCAUUUUGAAAUGGACAGAAAGCACCUGUAUGAAGUCAAAGAAAUGAGGAAGAAGGCAGAGGAGAGAGCGGACAAGAGGAGGAAGGUAGUACAAGAGCAAAGAGGGGUUCAUGAAGGCCUUAACUGCUCCCUGUCCAAUGUAAGGAUGGUGCUGUUAGGCUACCGGAGGGCUGGAAAGAGUUCAGCUAAGAACAUUAUUUUUGGAAAAGAGAAUUUCGACUCUAAGAGAACUGCACAGUGUGUGAAGACUCAGGACGAGGUGGCUGGAAAGCUGGUCACUGUGAUGGACACGCCAGGCUGGUGGAGAACUCUUCCAGAAAGAGACACCCCAGAACUGGAUAAACAAGAAAUAUUACUCAGCAUGUCCCUCUGUCCCCCAGGGCCACAUGCUGUACUCCUGGCUUUACGCUCUGAUAUUGCAUUCACAGAAGAAGUGAGGAAAUCUGUGGAGGAACACAUGGAUCUGCUUGGCAAGCGAGUCUGGGACCACACUAUUCUUCUGUUCUCCCAUGGUGACUUGCUGGGGGACAUAACAAUUGAGCAGCACAUUGAGAGUGAAGGGAUAGACCUAAAACUGCUUGUUGCAAAAUGUAGAAACAGGUAUCAUGUUCUCGACAGCAAGAAUUUGGUUGAUGCUGCUCAGGUCACACAGCUGUUGGAGAAGGUGGAGGAGAUGGUAGCACAAAACGGUGGCUGUCAUUAUGAAAUGGACCAAAGAACAUAUAAGGAAUUGGGGCGGAAAUGGAGAUUAGUGGAAAAAAAGGCCAAGAUGAGGAGGAAGAUGAAGAAGCGAAGUGGGAUGAUGAGCUCAAAGAAAGGUGCUGGACACCGUCUUGCCGAGCUUAGUCUUGUAUUGCUGGGAUACGGUGAAGCUGGAAAAACAUCAACAGGAAACACCAUCCUGGGCACAGCGGAGUUUGGAUGGAAAAGAACUUCCCAGUGUGUGAAGAGACAUGGAGAGGUAGCAGGAAGAUUCCUCACUGUGGUGGACACGCCGGGAUGGUGGAAGCAUUUGCCAAUAGAACACACCCCACCACUGAACAAGCAGGAGAUGGCUCAGAGUGUGUCCCUGACCUCUUCAGGUCCCCUCGCUUUCCUACUGGUCCUCCGUUUGGACAGUUCUUUCCAGGAGGAUGAGAAACGAGCUGUGAAGGAUCAUCUCAAGCUUUUUGGUCGCAGAGUGUGGGACCAGACCGUGGUUCUGUUCACGUGUGGAGACUGGUUAGGGGACAGAAGCAUUGAGCUACACAUCGAGAGCGAAGGUGAGGCCUUGAAGUGGCUGCUUCAGAAAUGUGGGAACAGGUUUCACGUUUUCAGCAACAAGAACCGGCGCAGUAGCACUCAGGUGACGGAACUCCUGGAGAAGAUUGAGGAGAUGGUGGCAGAAAACAGAACAUGUCAUUUGAGAGAAAUGUGGGAUUUAAAGGAGGUAACAGAAAUGAAGAGAUUGGAUGGAGCUGGAACCAAUGAAAGAAAAACAAAGACACAAGAAGAUCUCGAUGAUGAAUCGGACCUUGAUGAUGAUGUAUUUCUUACUGUCACUGAAGGCUUCUUCUGAAUAUUUUCAUAAACAUUUGGAUAGAAAGAAAAAAAGUGCAAGAACUUUAUUUCACAUUUACUGAAUCUUUAAAUUUUCCUCAUAAGGGUCCUUCUACAGAUAUAUUACAUAAAAACAUG
This is a messenger RNA of Pygocentrus nattereri (red-bellied piranha), 2413 nucleotides long. Its product is annotated as GTPase IMAP family member 8. NCBI's taxonomy places the organism in Eukaryota, Metazoa, Chordata, Actinopteri, Characiformes, Serrasalmidae. Gene Ontology annotation, molecular function: GTP binding. The transcript has 4 exons. The coding region runs from base 135 to 2294 and encodes 719 amino acids. The record is from RefSeq and is a predicted model, not a curated record.